AUGAAAUCAAUCUCGAACUACCCCGGAGCGGUCGGCGAGUGCGGGAACAGGGAGGGAACUUUUACUACAGGAGAACUAAAUUUGGUCCGGGUAAGAAGAUGUAGCGGCUCUGCAGGCAGCGGGCUCGCCUCGCGGCGGCGCGCGCUCCCCGUCGUCUGCCCACGGCUCAGUCGCGCGGCGUCGGCCGCCUCGCUCGCUACGGUGUCGUACACGACGUUACAGCCUGUGAUUGAUCUUGUGACAAGUGUCGAGAUAUGG
Molecule: messenger RNA, 258 nt
Organism: Brenthis ino (lesser marbled fritillary)
Lineage: Eukaryota; Metazoa; Arthropoda; Insecta; Lepidoptera; Nymphalidae
Source: the annotation of a GenBank genome assembly